This is a messenger RNA of Moneuplotes crassus, 710 nucleotides long. Lineage: Eukaryota; Ciliophora; Spirotrichea; Euplotida; Euplotidae. The record is from the annotation of a GenBank genome assembly.
AAUGGAAUACUCAGCAAGAAACGUUAAGAACUUCAAAAAUCAGAAGAAUAUAAAUCAAAUUAAAGACUCCAGAGUGAAAAAUAAGCUGUUUAAAAGGAUUAAACCUCUCUCUACAAAGCUCCCACUUGUUCAAAAACUGGAAAAUACUAUGAUUGAGGAUAGAUGACUUUCUCCCAGACCUCUCCAACAACGUCAGAUUCAGAGCCCAAAUCAGACAUUCACCAAGCACAGAAAGAAAUUGAGUAUUAAAGAGGCAAGCAGGCUUUUAGUAUACAUCACAAGAAAAUGAGAGCAAAAGGUCACUCAGCGAUAUAGAUUUUCAGGGGCCUCUCCUUUGAGAUCUAAGCAGGCCAAACUGAAAAUUAACAAUGGAGAUCUAUCCACUACAAGACCUGCACUCUCCCCAACUUGUGAAAGAAAUUUCAAACCUCUUCAAACUCUCAACUCAUUGUGCAAAAGAAAGUUAGCUCCUAGUGAAAGAGAAACUAACGAAGGAGAUCCAAGACUGAAAAUAUUCAAAAUUUAUACAGGUCUUAAUUGGGAGAAAUCAAGGAUAUCAAGAGAAAAUCAAGAGCGUAGAAGAACUUUGAUGAGCUUGUAGGAAGUUACAAAGAUAAGGAAUAUGUUGUUCUAAGAAGGUUAUUAGUCUAAAUGUUGAUUUAUAAAUACUCAGAUUGGUAAAGUUCGUGUUUCAAACCAAUAAUUGGACC